This is a messenger RNA of Arabidopsis lyrata subsp. lyrata, 900 nucleotides long. RefSeq names its product transcription factor TCP16. Lineage: Eukaryota; Viridiplantae; Streptophyta; Magnoliopsida; Brassicales; Brassicaceae. Gene Ontology annotation, molecular function: sequence-specific DNA binding; DNA-binding transcription factor activity. Gene Ontology annotation, cellular component: nucleus. Bases 153 to 692 code for a protein of 179 amino acids. The record is from RefSeq and is a predicted model, not a curated record. The transcript has a single exon.
UUGUUACACCAUUAUUGUUUUACAUACAUAACAUAACCAGAAAUAGCAUAUAUUUUGUGUUUUUCUUAUGUAACUUUUCUAUAUAAACCAAGUAAAACAACAUAUUUUUCCACUUACACUUACAAAAGAAAAAACAAACAGAGAAAAAAAAAAUGGAUUCGAGAAAUAAAAUUAACAACAGGCAAAAGGCAACAAGGACUCCAAGAGACCGCCAUGUGAAAAUUGGUGGCCGUGAUCGUCGCAUUCGGAUCCCGCCGAGUGUUGCUCCCCAAGUAUUUAAAUUGACUAAAGAACUCGGCUUCAAAACCGAUGGUGAAACAGUCGGUUGGCUCCUCCAAAAUGCCGAGCCCGCCAUUUUCGCCGCCACCGGCCACGGCGUCAACACCACCCCCAGUGAUGUCACCCAUGUUCAUAAUCAUACGAACCGUGGUUAUAACCACUUCACCAUUAAUAUUGGUGAUCAUAAUAACGUUUUCUCUUAUACAGGCGCAAAUAUUGGUCAUCAUGAGAUGGUCUUUCCGGGUGUUACAAUGACAGAAUAUGCCGCUUCAUCUACUCUUCCGGCGAGAGAUAAAGAAGGCGUGUCGAAUCAGAAUCAAGAGCAGCAGCAACAACAGCCACAACCACAGUUUGAGCUUGGUAAGGUGGAGAUGCCGGCGGAUGAGAAAACAUAUGUUUGGAGAGAGGAAUGAUUGACUCGUGACUUUUUAACAAAAAAAAAAAAUGAUUGACAGGUGACUUAGUUCGGUUGUUGGUUGCAUUUUUUUUUGGUUUCAAUAUGUUUAGUUUUUUUAUCAGUUUGGAGUCUUGAACUAGGUUCGGUUGUAAUUUGCAUUUUUUUGUUGUUGGUUGUAUUCUCAUGUUUUUCAGUUAAGAUGAAUUAUAAUAAUUAAAAUUAAA